This is a messenger RNA of Drosophila gunungcola (fruit fly), 776 nucleotides long. RefSeq lists its product as uncharacterized. The coding region runs from base 132 to 776 and encodes 214 amino acids. NCBI's taxonomy places the organism in Eukaryota, Metazoa, Arthropoda, Insecta, Diptera, Drosophilidae. The record is from RefSeq and is a predicted model, not a curated record. The transcript is spliced from 6 exons.
CAGAGCAAAGUAUUUUUAUACCUCUUACAUCUUGAAUCAUAAAGACCAAAUUUUUUUUAUAUUUUUUCGUUUUGUCGAUCAAAAUAUAAUCGGUUACAAUUUCAACACUUCUUCUACAGCAAAAUAACAUCAUGUCGCCUCCAGUUCGUGGUAAUAAGGCCUCAAAGCUGAGGUCCGAGGGAAAAGUUGAAAAGCCCGCACCCAUUGGUCCUUCUUGGCCGUCCACGAGAAAGGAAAAAUCGCAUCAACGGGUAAUCGAGUUGAACAAGGUGCGAGGCUUGGAGAUGCAGCACAAAAAACUGGAGAACUUGCAGUCGGAGUUCAUGCACAAAAUCCGCACGUUGGCACCCCAAAAGCUUCAAGGAGUCUACAAGUUUGUGGCCGAGGUGGUGAACGAGAAGUGCAAAGUCGUGGUUCACGCCGACGAUCUGCACCGAUUGCCCAAGAAUCUGCGUACUAAGGCCUCAAAGCUGAGGUCCGAGGGAAAAGUUGAAAAGACCGCACCCAUUGGUCCUUCUUGGCCGUCCUCGAGAAAGGAAAAAUCGCAUCACCGGGUAAACGAGUUGAACAUGGUGCGAGGCUUGGAGAUGCAGCACAAGAAGCUGGAGAACUUGCAGUCGAAGGUCAUGAACAAAAUCCGCAUCUUGGCACCCAAAAAACUUCAAGGAGUCUACAAGUUUGUGGCCUUGGUGGUGAACGAGAACUGCAAGGUCGUGGUCGCCGACGAUCUGCACCGAUUGCCCAAGAAUCUGCGGUCCAGUAUAUUUAAAGUCUAG